UUUUAUACAGUACCUUGAUCCCGGAAGUUGAGGUGCAAGAAGAACAUCACAAUAUAAUUUCAAGAUUAUUCAGUUUGUGCCACUAUUUGACAUGAAAGGUGUUUGCAGGAAGAAUGGGAGAGUUACUACGGCAACACAUUGAUGAUCUCUGCAAUGCAGACUCCAGAUAUCGAUCAUCGUUAAAUGUCAUCAUCAAAUAUGAAAUCCAGUGCCUACUGGAGCGGUUGUCAAGGACGGGGGAGGAGGCUGUUGUCAUAACGACUAGUGUGGACCCCAGCUGUCCAGGCUACCUGGGCAGUUGUAAGGGGGAACAAUUCAUACAGGACAAUGAUACAUUGGCCUUGUUGCACUCCCAACUCAUUGACUUUUGCAAAGGUGCCCAGCCGGGUGCAGACACUGAGGAAUGUGCACACAGCCUGCCUGGGGAGCCAGGGCCGGAUAGUGAUGAGGAUGAACACAGCCUGCCAGGGCCCACCUCAGAUAAGCCAGAACAGGAUGAUGCCAUGCCAGUGUUAAGCAGAGAGUCUGAUGCCUCACCCAGCCCUGACCAGCCUCAUUCCAGCAGAACUCCCCACCUGAAUACCUUGCUCAAAGAAACAGCCUUGAUCUCCCACAUCGCUCAUUCCACAGGCUCAACUGCAGUGCCUUCGGGAACUGAUCUGGCAGACCCAACAGUAUUUCCAUAUCUUGCACAGAAACGAAAAACUGAAGAUGACUUGAGUCAUCAAGCUAAAGUCCUAAAGCUUAUGAAGCUGGUAGAAACACAACGAGCCAGGAAGUCUGCAGAAAAGAUGAUUAAGAAAGAACCCUUGUCACCUGUGGGUACUACCCCAACUUUAUCAGUGGGUGAGUCAAACAUGAGGAAUGUCAUUCCCAAUAACAACUUAACAAACAGUGUAUAUAUUCCUGUGUUUCCUAAAGCCAAAGUGUUGAAGCUGCUGGGACCUGCCAGCAGUAAGUUACGGGCUCAGUAUGCCGCUCAACAGGCAGCGCAGAAUAAACCUGAACAGAAACUGCUCACUCCUUUAUCUACAAUCAAGGACUUCAACUCGGCUAACAAAUCAGUAGAGAGCUCCUCUAACCUGGCCUUUAACUCACCCAUUAGAAAAAUGGCUGUUGGUAAAACGGAUGUGAACGCCAAUAAGAAUAUAUCACCAGUUACAAUGAAGAGUCCUGAGAUGUCACGUCAAUCAGCAAGCCAUAUCAUUCAACUUCCAAAUGCUCCAACUAAGGUGUCCCCAUCAGUUCCAGGCAAGUCUAAGGUGUCCCCAUCUGUUCCAGGCAAGUCUCUGGUGCUUACCAUCACCACAUGCUACAUCUGCCGACAGGAGUUUGCCUCAUAUGUAUUGCUUAAGGAACACAUGAAGGAGCAUUCUGAUCAGGAUAAGCAGGCAGCUGAGGGUAAUGAUGCUCCAGAGGCCAAAAUUGCGUGUGGACUGUGCGGUGUAGAGUGCCUUAAGAAAGACAUGGGUGAACAUUUUAAGACCCAUGGUAUCAGUGACGGAGGGACUCAGAAUGCUGAUCAUUCUGUGAAUGCUGCUGAGGAAACUGAUAUGGAACAUUCCAUGAAUAUAGCUAGCAGGUCUUAUAUUGAAGACACAAUGGAUGAGGACAGCAAUGACAUGAAUGAAGUAGAAGAGGGAGGCAAUUCUGCAGGAAUUAUUAACUGUGGUAUUUGCAAAACACAAUGCUCACAGGAGCAGCUGUUUGAACAUAUGGAAAGACAUAACCAGAAAGCAGAUCGUCUAAACAUUGAAGAGAUGUAUGUUGAAGCAACAUCGGAAGAGGACAUGAAAGAUCAGCAUGGUCAUUGUGUCUUUAAGAAAGUGUACAAAUGCUUGAAAUGCGCGUAUGUCUCGGACCGUCCCUCCAGAAUGAAAGAGCAUUGCAGGACAUGCUAUUUCUCUGAUCCAUUGUACGGCUGCAAAUACUGCGGCAAAGCCUACAGGGUGAAGCGCAAUUUGAUACGUCAUUUGAAGAGCGAUCAUGUAGAGAAUGACGACUGGACCAUGAACCCAAAUGCAGGGUCAUCAUCAAAACGCCAUGUCUGUGAAAAGUGUUUCUAUGAGACUUCAAAACCCUCCAGAUACAGGGAACAUCUCCAGAUCUGUGGAGUCACCAACGACAAGUUUGAAUGCAUUCUCUGUGAAAAAGUCUUCAAGAUAAAGCGCUACCUGAAUAAGCACAUAAAAACCCAUAUGACUGGUAAAAAGUUCUAUUGCAAACUGAAAUACUGCCGUUUCAAAACGGAGGCAAUAGAAGAAAUGAAGAAACACAAAGAUGAUCAUCAGUCAAGCGAGACUGUUGAUAUUCUGAAGCCAGAGUUUCGCCUGAGUCUUGAAGGCAAAAUUAAGAAUGAGUCUGUAGAUGUGGAUGAAUCUGUAGAUGCAGGUGAAUCUGACAAUACAACAGAGUACAAGGAGUCUCCGGACGACCCUGACGAUGAGAGCCAAGAUACAGCAGCUGACAAUGAGGACAAUGAGGCCAGUGAGAAUUACGAGGAAAUGGAAGAGGAAACUGAAGGUGAAAAUUGAACACUCUGAUAUCCUAACAGUCCCAUGGAUGGUUUAAUUGUUGAAAUAUAUAUCCUGUGCUCUGGGAAUAAGGCUUUUAUGGGUAAAUAUCGCCCAAGAUUAGUCUGUGCAGUCCACACAGGCUAAUCAGGGAGGAUACCUUCUUUUAUUUUAUUUUUCAUCUAAAGGAAGUCUCAUCAUAGCCAAAAUCUAGUUUAGGCAUAUUGUUGUCUCUGAUAAGCCUGUGCAGACUGCAUAGGCUAAUCUGGGACAAUACAAUGCACAUGCUUUAAGCCCUGUUUUCCCAGAGCGAUGCUUAUGUUCAUAAUAGGUUUCGUUAAAAGUUCUUGAAAUGCUGUUGCUUUAACUUUGAAGGUGUCAGUCAUAACUUGACAAUGAAUGGGCAGGCUUCAUUAUGCCUGGUCAGUUUCAGUGAGAACAGUUUCCUACUUUUUGUUUCUAAGCAUUUUCUACUUUUUGUUUCUAAGCAGAUUAUUACCAAUGUUAAUUUGAUGUAAAUGUAUGUAUUACACUUGUGUACAUUAUGUCAUUGUUUUUGUUAAUUGGCAAGCUAAGCAUAUCUGUAAAUGAGGUGAACUUAGUAGUUAUUGUGCUCACAUGCUUGCAGUUUAGUUUUGUUUGGUUAAUAUGUUAGUUAAGUGCAAGUCACAAAGUGAGUAUGAAAUUGUUGCAUCUGAACUUCAAUCACAGAACAAUUGUUGUUUUUUAGCUCACCUUUCACGAAGUGACAUGGUUAGCUUAUGUGACUGUGUGAUGUCCGGCGUCUGUUGUGUGUGCGUGCAUGUGUGCGUGCGUGCGUCAGUCAACAAUUUGUUUGUGUAGAUAGUAGAGGUCACAGUUUUCAUCCAAUCUUUAUGAAAUUUGGUCAGAAUGUUUAUCUUGAUAAAAUCUGGGUUGGGUCAUCUGGGGUCAAAAACUAGGUCACUAGGUCAAAAACUAGAUCACAUAAAAGGUCAAAUAAUAGAAAAACCUUGUGUAGACAAUAGAGGUCACAGUUUUCAUCCAAUGUUUAUGAAAUUUGGUCAGAAUGUUUAUCUUGAUGAAAUCUGGCUUUGGAUAGUAUUUGGGUCAUCUUUGGUCAAAAACUAGGUCACAAGGUCAAAAACUAGGUCAAAUAAUAGAAAAACCUUGUGUAGACAAAAGAGGUCGCAGUUUUCAUCCAAUCUUUAUGAAAUAUGGUCAGAAUGUUUAUCUUGAUGAAAUCUGGCUAUGGAAUGUAUUUGGGUCAUCUGGGGUCAAAAACUUGGUCACUAGGUAAAAAAACUAGGUCAAAUAAUAGAAAAACCUUGUGUAGACAAUAAAGGUCGCAGUUUUUAUCCAUUCUUUAUGAAAUUUGUUCAAAAUGUUUAUCUUGAUGAAAUCUGGGUUGAUAUUGUAUUUGGGUCAUCUGAGGUAAAAAACUAGGUCACUAGGUCAAAUAAUAGAAAAAACGUCAACAAUUUGUUUGUGUAGACAGUAGAGGUCACAGUUUUCAUCCAAUCUUUAUUAAAUUUGGCCAGAAUGUUUAUCUUAAUGAAAUCUGGGUUGCGAUUGUAUUUGGGUCAUCUGGGUCAAAAACUAGGUCACUAGGUCAAAAGCUAGGUCACUAGGUGAAAUAAUAGAAAAACCUUGUAUAGACAAUAGAGGUCGCAGUUUUCAUCCAAUCUUUAUGAAAUUUGCUCAGAAUGUUUAUCUUGAUGAAAUCUUGGUUGGGAUUGUAUUUGGGUCAUCUUGGGUCAAAAACUAGGUCAAAUAAUAGAAAAACCUUGUGUAGACAAUAGAGGUCACAGUUUUCAUCCAAUCUUCAUGAAAUUUGGUCAGAAUGAUUUUCUUGAUAAAAUCUGGGUUGGGAUUGUAUUUGGGUCACCUGGGGUUAAAAACUAGGUCAAUAGGUCAAAUAUUUGAAAAACCUUGUGUAGACAAUAGAGGUCACAGUUUUCAUCCAAUCUUUAUGAAAUUUGGUCAGAAUGUUUAUCUUGAUGAAAACUGGGUUGGGAUUGUAUUUGGUUAGUCAGGUGAGCGAUUCAGGGCCAUCAUGUCCCUCUUGUUUGGUCAUGGUGAUUACUAGUACAUUAAUUUGUUAAUUGCUGUUUGAAGUAUGCCAUUUUUAAUUAUAUUGAUAUUAUUGAAACAUCGUUUUUGCCUUCAUUUUGUAUCUGGAAAUGGUACAUUAUUGAUUCAGCUCUGUAAUAAAAUGGGACCAUAUUAGUUGUUUUGAAUAUACAUGCAGCUGUACUUUUGUUAAUUUUCUGGUGAGAGGAGCAUGUACAUUAUAAACCACAAGCUUUCAGUCUGUAUAAUAUCUACUGACUUGCAAGACAUACACACUUUUAAAUCAGGAUAGUUUGAAGAUGUGUACUAAUAAUAUCAAAUGUUUGAUAGCAUUUAAAGCUUAUUUUCUUUAUUUGCAGAUGUUUUAUUUUAUUGUGUCUUACUUUGCAUAACCCAUAUAAUUUACAUGCACAUAAAUGAACCAGGGACUAUGUAAUUAUUAAUUUGGGAAGUUGCAGAUAAAUGAACUUAAUUGGAUGGUUUGCUGUUUUAUAAUUAUGUUAUUAAAUCUAUAAUUGAACUAUGUUCACA
Messenger RNA from Dreissena polymorpha, 5096 nucleotides. Its product is annotated as zinc finger and BTB domain-containing protein 41-like. The coding region runs from base 114 to 2534 and encodes 806 amino acids. Gene Ontology annotation, biological process: regulation of DNA-templated transcription. The transcript is spliced from 5 exons. The record is from RefSeq and is a predicted model, not a curated record. Lineage: Eukaryota; Metazoa; Mollusca; Bivalvia; Myida; Dreissenidae. Gene Ontology annotation, molecular function: DNA-binding transcription factor activity, RNA polymerase II-specific; RNA polymerase II cis-regulatory region sequence-specific DNA binding.